Molecule: messenger RNA, 1300 nt
Organism: Cutaneotrichosporon oleaginosum
Lineage: Eukaryota; Fungi; Basidiomycota; Tremellomycetes; Trichosporonales; Trichosporonaceae
Source: RefSeq, a predicted model, not a curated record
CUCCACCAAGUAGCCCUCGCCGACUUAACUUCUGAAACUACGCCAAACAUGACACACAGUGGAUUAAGCUUAUUGGUCGGAAACCUCCAACCGCUCGUCCGGCUUUUAAGCCCAACCUCAUUCUCUACUCCAGACUCACCACAUCCCAACAUGCGCGCAUCCCUCCGCCUCGCACAAAUCGGCAAGGCCUUCGCCCUGCCGCCGCUCGGCAAGUCUUGGCCCGGCCCCGGGCCCUUCUUGUACGUGAAGUAUCACCGUGACAACUAUCCUGCGGGCAACGGCGCGCUGGGGCCGGACGCGGCGCUGCUGAAAGACCGCGUGCUGGGCAACGACUUCGCGGACAAAGACGGCUGGAACAUGUACAUGGGCACUUCGGUGCCGGGCUUCCCGGCGCACCCGCACCGGGGGAUGGAGACGGUGACGAUCGUGCGGGCCGGCAUGAUCGACCACGCGGACUCGACGGGGAGCGGCGCGCGCUACGCCGCCGGCGACGUGCAAUGGGUGACGGCCGGUGCGGGGGUGGUGCACUCGGAGAUGUUUCCUCUGUUGAAGACGGAGGGGGGAAACACGCUCGACAUCUACCAGCCCUGGCUGAACCUCGCGGCGGAGGACAAGGACGCCGACCCCGAGUUCGUCAUGCUGUGGGACGAGGCGAUUCCGCGCGUCGAACGCGACGGCGCAACAGUACAAGUUAUCGCGGGGGAGUUCUUCGGCGUCACGCCGCCUGCGCCGCCCAAGCGCUCAUGGGCCUCGCGGCCCACGUCCGACAUCGCGGCGUGGGUCGUGGAGAUGGCACCCGGCGCGAGCGUCACCUUGCCCCCAACGAACACGCCGCGCACAGAACGUACAGUGUACGUGCACGCGCCGGCGCCGGGCCCCGCGGGCCCCGAGGCCAGCGACGAGCCCGUGGCCGUCAACGUCGGCGGGGAGUGGGUGCGCGACUGGCACGCGGUCGCGCUGGCGCCGGGAUCGGGCGAGGUCGUGCUCCAGAACUCUGGGCGGGCUGCGCGCGUUCUCGUGCUCCAGAGCGUGCCGAUUGGCGAGCCCGUGGCUGUGCGUGGCCCGUUCGUCAUGAAUACCGAGCAGGAGAAUCUCGACGCAUUCGCGGUCUAUCGCAAGACCAAGUUUGGCGGGUUUCCACACCCGUCGGAUAAGCCGACGUAUGGCGACGCGCCUCGCUUUGCGGUGUAUCGUGGCGGAAGGCGUGAGGAGCCCGGCAAGAAGUUCGCUAAGGCGGUUUAGUGCAUAGCGGCUGUAGAUAGGUAUGUAGAGCUAGCAUUGUAUCACGCAUGUCCUAGAC